Molecule: messenger RNA, 1210 nt
Organism: Frieseomelitta varia
Lineage: Eukaryota; Metazoa; Arthropoda; Insecta; Hymenoptera; Apidae
Product: dnaJ homolog subfamily B member 13-like
Exons: 6
Coding region: 35-1135 (366 amino acids)
Cellular component (GO): cytosol
Molecular function (GO): protein-folding chaperone binding
Source: RefSeq, a predicted model, not a curated record
AAGUUUUUGAUAAAAGUGAACAAUAAAACAAAUUAUGUCACGCGAAUCUUGUUCGUGCAAUAGACGUGGAAUAGAUUACUAUGGCGUGUUAUCGUUGAAAAAAAACUGUGAUGAUUUGGAAAUCAAAGCUGCAUUUCGACGAUUAGCGAUACGUUACAAUCCUAAAAGAGCAAAGAGCGAAUGUUUGAAUACUAUUUUCGGUUUAGUGGCCGAAGCAUACGAUGUGCUUUCAGAUCCUCUUAAAAGAACUAUAUACGAUCAAUUCGGCGAAGAAGGUCUUAAAAAUGGCGUGCCUGGAGCCGAAGGAUUUAUUCAACCGUACACUUAUCAUGGAGAACCGAUGAGAACUUACAAGGAAUUCUUCGGUACCGAAAGUCCUUAUGCUGAUCUACUCUACGUAUUAACACAGUCUCUGACUCUGCUCGAAUUUCCCGAGGGUCGAGGUAUAAAACGCAAGGAAGAACCUCUGAUAAAAACCUUGUACCUAACCCUAGUGGAGGUUUUCCUUGGAGGGAUAAAGAAAAUGAAGAUACAAAGAUUAGUGCUGGUAGGGGAUGAUAAGUCUAGGACAGUGACGAAAGAAAAAAUUUUAACGAUACCUAUUAAGCCAGGCAUUCCGACGGGAACGAGGAUAGUAUUUCCAGAGGAGGGUGAUCAAGGACCCACGAAAAUUCCUGCGGAUGUAAUCUUCAUCACGGAGGACCGGCCUCACGAGACCUUCCGAAGAGAGGGCUCUGACUUGCACAUGACGGUCGAUAUCUUUCUGCGAGAGGCACUGACCGGAACAGUGGUCACCGUCAACACCCUCGACGACAGAACCCUUCGAAUACCACUAACGUCUGUCAUCACGCCAGAUUACAGGAAACGCGUAGCCGGGGAAGGGCUGCCAUUACCGGAGGACCCAAAGGAAAGAGGAAGCUUGAUCAUGUCGUUUAACAUCGAGUAUCCAGUGUAUCUGCCAGUAUCCAAUAAAACUUACGUUAAACGAGCGUUCGACACGUCGGAAGAUAUCAGGGAUACGGAAUACGUCCAUCGUCUUAUACUGGCCAAUAAAAUGCGUAGGAACGUGGAUUUUGAUGUUCCCGUGCGUCGACAGCCCGACGAUCGCGAAUUGAUCUUUGUCCGUCACAUUUGAUUUUCUAUUGUUCUUUCAUUCAAGUAACUCAGCUCGUCGAAAUUUCAAAUGAAAAAUGUAUGUACAAUUUAUCAU